AUGACACAAUGGGAUUCUUCUGGCCUACUAAUGGUUAAUAUAACAAAGUUGUAUCCAAAAUCUGAUUGUAGUGUGUUUGAUGCUUUUGGUAGAGUUUAUAGUGGCAAGAUACAGACAGGGCAGGCCGUCCGUGUUCUCGGAGAGGGAUACUCACCAGAUGAUGAGGAGGACAUGACUGUAAAAGAAGUAACGAAGUUGUGGGUUUAUCAAGCUCGCGACAGGAUGCCAAUAGCUGAGGCUCUUCCAGGUUCUUGGGUUUUAAUUGAAGGUGUGGAUGCUUCAAUAACGAAAACCGCAACUUUUUGUAAUGUGGAUUUUGACAAGGAUGUAUACAUAUUCAGGCCCCUUCUGUUCAAUACCCUGUCAGUGGUAAAAAUAGCCACUGAGCUAUUAAAUCCAAGCGAGUUGCCAAAAAUGGUGGAGGGUCUAAGGAAAAUUAGCAAGAGUUACCCUUUAGCAGUUACUAAAGUUGAGGAGUCUGGGGAACACACUAUAUUAGGGACUGGUGAGCUGUACUUAGAUUCAAUUAUGAAGGACCUGAGAGAGCUAUAUUCUGAAGUAGAAGUCAAGGUAGCAGAUCAUGUUGUCUCAUUUUGUGAAACAGUUGUUGAGUCUUCAUCAAUGAAAUGUUUUGCUGAAACACCAAACAAGAAGAAUAAAAUAACAAUGAUCGCUGAGCCUCUAGAAAAAGGUUUGGCAGAAGACAUAGAGAAUGUUGUAAAGGAUUCCAUUGUUCAGGGAUUUCAGUGGGGUGCACGGGAAAGACCUUUGUGUGAUGAACCCAUUAGAAAUGUUAAAUUUAAGAUUGUUGAUGCAAGGAUUGCCCCUGAACCACUUCAUCGUGGAUCUGGCCAGAUCAUUCCAACAGCACGGCGAGUGGCUUAUUCGGCUUUCCCCCGCCUUAUGGAACCAGUAUAUUAUGUAGAGAUUCAAACACCGAUAGAUUAUGUGUCUGCUAUCUACACCGUGUUGUCUCGUAGGCGUGGACAUGUUACUGCUGAUGUUCCUCAACCAGGCACCCCGGUUUAUCUUGUUAAGGCAUUUUUGCCCGUGAUAGAAUCCUUUGGUUUUGAGACAGACUUGAGAUACCAUACGCAAGGGCAAGCGUUUUAUCAAUCAGUUUUUGAUCAAUGGGCUAUUGUUCCCGGAGAUCUUCUGGACAAAAGCAUUGUUUUGCGCCCAUUUGAACCAGCACCAAUCCAGCAUCUUGCCCGCGAGUUUAUGGUAAAAAUAAGGCGCAGGAAGGGAAUGAGUGAAGAUGUAAGUAUAUGCAAGUUCUUUGAUGAGGCUAUGAUGGUGGAACUUGCACAGCAGGCGGCAGAUCUUCAUCAACAAAUGACAUGA
Molecule: messenger RNA, 1344 nt
Organism: Lathyrus sativus (Indian pea)
Lineage: Eukaryota; Viridiplantae; Streptophyta; Magnoliopsida; Fabales; Fabaceae
Source: the annotation of a GenBank genome assembly